This is a messenger RNA of Bipolaris zeicola 26-R-13, 507 nucleotides long. RefSeq lists its product as uncharacterized. NCBI's taxonomy places the organism in Eukaryota, Fungi, Ascomycota, Dothideomycetes, Pleosporales, Pleosporaceae. The transcript has a single exon. The record is from RefSeq and is a predicted model, not a curated record. Bases 1 to 507 code for a protein of 168 amino acids.
AUGAAGUGCCCGUGUCUGCAUCAUGCAUUAGACUACAUGCUGCACGACAGACGCCAUUAUGCUCAUCACCGCAGAGAAGCCAAGCACGUCUCGUCGACACAACUCCCCACCGCCCGUGAUAGGCUCAGCACUGUUGCAGACCGGCACCAUGGACACUCAAGGACUCCACGAGGCGAGCUCAAGACUCAGCCCAGACAUGGCCGGCUCCCCAUAUCGAGGCUGGAGAUGAGCGAGGCAUGGAUGCGAAUACGAGCAGUCACUCCAAUUCCAGCCAUACCGCCACAGCCUGCGAGUUGUACGGAUUCGACUUAUUCUACAGAUUCCAUCGAUUCUACAUAUCCUACAGAUUCCACAGGCUCUACACGUUGUACAAGCAGCCACCAAGACCAUGAUAGCCGAGGAGAGAAAAAAGUGCGAUGGGGCGUGGUACACACGCGCGAAUUCGACCCUCCGCCAGAAGACAAUGACGAGCAACCAAGCAACAAGGCCGAUGCGAAACCACGAUAA